GCGAGCGCUUCUCCUGCAAGCUUCCUGUUAGCGUGCAUGGCAAGCUACCCAACGCCUUUGUGAUGCGUGCAGGUGAUGCCUGCUAGAGGUAGUGCAAUUCUGCACCUGCCAUGCGCGAUUUUUGCCAUAGUUCUGAUCCUCAUCAACGAGGUGCUGCUAUCGGCACUGCCCGUGCUGCAGAAAUCCAGCACCCAGACCUACACUCCGAGCGACAUAAAGCUCCCGCCAGCGGUAUCUGCCGAAAAUUGGUUCGGAUGCAAAGGAGAGGAUGGCUUGGCGGAGCCAGAGGCUACAUCUUGGAGCGACCUGGGCAACUCGCUGUCCAAGCUGGAUCCAGACUCCUUGCGCAUUCUUCCUGGCAAGGAUGGCAAGAUUGCCGCGGGUGCUCGAAGAUGGAUGACCUUCGGCAUGUCCUCCAUCAAACGGCCCAAGGCAUCCUACUUGGGCAUCACUCUGUCACGCAUGUUCAAUGUUUUGGACUUGGACGAGGCAAAGACUGCAAUCAUUGUGCAUUUGGCGGACUUUGACGAGGAAUGGGUGCUGCAAACCGCCAGCUGGCUGCGAGAUUCAUUCACCAGCGAGGUGGGCGAUGGCCGACUACAAGCCAUUCACGCGCCACGCAGCUUGUAUCCGCUGAAGCAAGCGGAUCUGAAGGCGCUGGAUUUGAGUGGUUUCUACGACUCCAGACUGAACACCAAGUAUUUCAGGCAGGAGAAGAUGGUGGGCGGCCACGUGACAUACGCGACCCAGGGUGGCCAGUAUUUACUCUUUUGGUGCAGCCAGCAGCCUGGUGCUGCGGGGGUCGCACACCGAAGGUGGGUGGUGGCUGCGGCGGACUGGGAGUCCGUUCAGCAGGCAAGGGGCUGCGGCUCACUGGCAGUGGCCCGGGCACCGGAGGAGAUGGAGGUUUUGGACCCCAUCAUCAAAGGCUGGGAGGAGUGGAAGCAGGAUCGCUGGCAGGCGGCCAGCGGCCAAGCCGGCAUUUCCCAUCUGGAUCUCAAGGAGGGUGAGCUGCUGAAGUUCGGUGACAGCCCAAAGAGGCAGUGGUGGAGAACAAAGCAAAACUUGGACUAUACCUUCCUAAUGUGGUACAGCGCGGGCCUCUCGGACUACUACAUGCAGUUGGAGGAUGAUAUCCAGCCGGUGCCUCACUUCAUCCUGUCGGUUCGCAGCUACAUCACCCGAAGUCUCCUGGGCCAACACUGGGUCAUGGCAUCCUUCUCCUCCCUGGGAUUCAUCGGCAAGAUGUUCAACACUAGCCAUCUUCCUUCCUUGGCGCAGUUCCUGCUGACCUUCAGCACGGAGGCGCCGUGCGACUGGCUGGUGUGGGUGUGGAUCGACGCCAUGAGCCCUUGGCCGGUGACGCCUGACAUCCCCAAGGAUGUGGAGAAGGAGAAGGAGAAGAGGGACGAGGCAGCAAAGCAGGGCAAAGAGGCCAUGAAGAAGCUGGGUUCCAUGCGUGACGACCUGCAGCCGUACUACCUCAACCUUUCUUCCUGGCCAAAGCUGUUCCAGAGCGCAGAGGCAAGCAUCAUUACCGUGAAGACGCCACUGCCAGUAAAUGGUGCUGUAGACCCGAACUUUCACAACGCGACGGUCGUGACGAACAUGAUUCCCUACGAGGCGUUCAUGGCCAAGCUGGUAUAUCCGCACGGAGACCCCAUGGGCUUUUGGACGUCAGACACCUGCAAGGAUCGCAAGGUUCAAGGCUGUCAGCUCGGCAAGAAGUACCUCCGUUUGAUCUUUGAGGAGCCGCUGAGUGACACUGUGAAGGUGUCGCUACGCCAGAGCCGGCCCGGCCACGAGGCGGACUUCAUCCGCCAGGGCUCUCUCCUCUCGUCGAAGGACGUGAGCUGCGGAAAGCCCGUGCGCCUCAAGGCGCUCGCCCAGCCAGAGGAGACCUGGGAGGGACCUUUGGAUGAGGUUCGCUGCUUGGAGGUGACCCUGGACAAAGGUCAGGAGGAGUGGAUUGCUAUCCGGGAGAUUCUGGUCGAGACCCCGAGGAAGCUCAUAGAGAGUGAGACGAGGCCGUAUCCAUCUCACACCUCUGCCUCGCACUCCUCAUACGCCUUGCGUCAUGCGUUGGCCGCUGCGGUUGUGGGCUUCUUGUCUGGCACGAUGGCGUGGCUGGUCAUUUGGUACAACGAGGGCACCGUGCGAUCCGUGGGCUGUUUUGCGCCCUGGACGAUGGUCUAUUUGCUCCUUCUGGACGCGGGUAUGCUGAGCAUCGUUCAGACCCAGCCAAUUCCACCCGCACGGCUGGAGUUUGAGCCCGCAACGACCUCUGGCGCACCUGUUGCCUCCAACGAGAUUGGCAGCUGCAAGAAGGGCAGACGUUCCAGGGGUCUUCCCAUGGACUGGCGACUUUUGCAAUCUGGCAUUGCCCUUGUGGACGAAAGGCGUUUGAAACACCUAGGCCCCGCCAAGGACCCGCGACAGGGGCCGGUGACAAAGCAUCGCGUUUCCAUCGGUGUGAUUGCAGAGGCUGAGAUGGAUGCCGCAGCUGUUGCCGAUGCAGUUCUAGCACUGCUGGCACGAGGCAGUGGGCAAGUCACUGUGGCGGUGCUUGUUGCGAACCAAGUUACAGGACGACGGCAUGAAUUGGUGCGAAGACUGCAGGGCACACUUGCGGAGCGCACUGAUGAGGCCUAUAGAGAUUUAGUACAUUUGCUGGACCCUUCACCUGCUUUAUAUCCUGAACGCCCUGCACGCACAGCCAAUGUCGACCUGGCAUUGCUCGCACGUUUCCUAGAGCCCUUGGCCGAGACUUUUAUGGUUGUAGAGCCGAUGGCUGCUCUGGUGCCAAAUUACUUUGACCAUAUGAAGCGCUACAUCGAUAUGCUGGAGUCUUCUGGCAUACCCUGGAUUGUAGUGGAGUUCAGUCCGCAGGGGUAUCGACGCAAGCUGGUUCGCUCCAGGCUUCUACGGCGGUUUCAAGAGAUGCUGCUCAUGUUCCCAGAGGCCCCAGCAGAUUUGCUGUUUUGGGACUUUAUCGACGUGGUCGGUAAUGAGACAGCGCCCAAGUCGAUUUACCUUGGAACGGAUGCGGGCAAGCGGUGGCGGCCAGAUGUGAAGUUGCAGCACAAUAAGGUUACAGCCAUCUUGGAACACCUUGGCGACGUAUCCUCUUUGGAGGGCAAAGUACAGAGGGCGCAGGAGUCUUACUUCAAGCAGCACAAGCUGGUGGACUCGCUUUUUGACAAUCCGCCUGCCAAGCUCUAUACCAACAUGCCUGAGACUCGGCCGGAGAUCUUGCAGUCGGUCUACGACGGCUCGGAGGUGAUCGGCCAGGUGACUUGUGGCGGGCACUCAGCCAAGAGCUGCAGCGAAUGUCCCCAAGGGCAUGGGGCGAGCUGGUGCAACCUGGACUGCGGCUGGGUGGAGGGUUCCUGCAAGGCCCUGUUCAGAGCCUCCGCUGUGUCCUCGCACCAGGAUCUUUGGCUUGAGCUGGUCUUUGAGGAGCCGCAAGAUGUGGAGAUUGUCAACCUCCGCAUGGGGGGUACAGUCAAGCCGCCCUGUGACAAGUGCAAAGACACACCCGGUGCUGAGUCCCCCGACGAUGACUUCAACCACGCCUUGGACGACGCAGAGAUGCUGCUGGGACAAGGCUUCUCCAUGGGCAGCGCUUGCAGCCGGUACUUCAAAGUUCAGAACGUGGUCGGGCGAGAGGUGUUCUGGAAAAGCAACCACGGCCGUGCGGAGAAGUCAAUCCGCUGCAUCAAGAUCUCCUUGCCUCGUGCCCAGCAGCAUCCUUUGAUCCUUCGGGCCCUCGAUGUGCGAACCUCCAAGGCAGGGUACGACAAGGCGGCCAAGCUUGCAGCAGCUGGAUUCAACGUGCCUGUGCGGGCGCGUUUUGGCUUGUCGCUGCGCGGCUCGCAGUUCGGAGUGGCCACAGAGGCAUCGCUUUGGCAAGAGCAGCAUUUGGAAUGGGUCUUGCUGCUGAGCGUGGCGCUGGUGUCCGGCGCCUUCGCAGGUGUCCUGGGCUGCCUGAGGCCGCGGCCGAAGCGCCGGAAGGUGGCGGCGUCCGCCUGAGGUGCGAUGGGACGGCUCUGCGCCGAGCCGGGCGCGCGAUCGAGCCGGGCGUGCGAGCAAAGGUCUCGCGGGGUCGCGUGUUCGAGGGACCUGGAGAAGAAAAAUCAGGUCGCAGCUGUGCGUUUGUUCCAUGCAGCUGUGGCGGAAGUUGCAUGCAACGUCCUGUUCGGGAAUGUG
This is a messenger RNA of Effrenium voratum, 4209 nucleotides long. NCBI's taxonomy places the organism in Eukaryota, Dinophyceae, Suessiales, Symbiodiniaceae. The record is from the annotation of a GenBank genome assembly.